This is a messenger RNA of Peromyscus maniculatus bairdii (prairie deer mouse), 3268 nucleotides long. NCBI's taxonomy places the organism in Eukaryota, Metazoa, Chordata, Mammalia, Rodentia, Cricetidae. The record is from RefSeq and is a predicted model, not a curated record.
UUUAUUUCCUUUUUCCCCUUUUCCUUACUUCUUUCUCGCUUCUGCUUUGGGUUUGUUUGUUUGUUUGUUCUUUUCCCAUCUCUCCUCUCUUCUUCUGCUGGCGGUAAAGGACCUCGCUGCUCCGGCUUCUACAAGCGGUUGGAUGCAGAACAAGACCCGGGCACUGCAGGCCAACGCUGCCGAUCCCAGCAUUUGCGAGCAGCCGGGGCCUUCAUAGUCUUGGAUAUCGUUUUUUUCCAACUCGCCUCCCUUUGCUUUGGGAAACGAGGACAUGGAAAGGAGACAAGAGAUUGGAUGAGCGGGGACAUAGCCGGAAAGAAAAGGGGGAUUAUUUCAAAAGUGGCGGGGCGGGCCUGAGUGUAACAUUUUAGGAUUUAAAAGUGCUACCGUGAGCGAGUGUCCCUGGGCCGCAGCUCUCCUGCGGACUCCGGUUUGUAGGAAAUAGCGGCCUACUGGGUGGGCACGCUCCAGCGGGCGUCCAAGGGUGACCAGCGGUGGGUCAGCACCACAGAGAAUCAGGGUCCGGGGCACUGUCAGGAAGCGCAGCGCCCCGAGGCCUGCUGCCUCCAGGACCUCCCGGCUCCAGGGCCGGCGGUGCAGAGCAGGCCUCUUGGAGAGCCAGCGCCCGGGAAGGAAGACAGGCUUUGGAGGGUCGUUGCCCCGGUGGCGACAGGUGUCCCUGGGCCACAGGAUUCCUCCAUUGGUGUUGUUCACCGCCGGGCGCAGCACCCGAAAUCGGUCUAGGAGACGCGUGGGGACAGCCGAGCAGAACAGGGCCCCUGGACAGCGUGGCCAAAGAGCUGGGAUCCCAUUUGCUGCAGACCCUGGAUGGCUUCGUUUUUGUGGUGGCCUCUGAUGGCAAAAUCAUGUAUAUAUCUGAGACAGCUUCUGUCCAUCUAGGUUUGUCCCAGGUGGAGCUCACAGGCAACAGUAUUUAUGAGUACAUCCAUCCUUCUGACCACGAUGAGAUGACCGCUGUCCUCACAGCCCACCCUCCACUCCACCAUCACCUGCUCCAAGGUUCGUCCUCCACACCACAGGAGACCAGAAUGAAGCAAGAGUACGAGAUAGAGCGGUCCUUCUUCCUUCGAAUGAAAUGCGUCUUGGCAAAAAGAAAUGCAGGCCUGACAUGCAGUGGAUACAAGGUCAUCCACUGCAGCGGUUACUUGAAGAUCAGGCAGUAUAUGCUGGACAUGUCCCUGUACGACUCCUGCUACCAGAUCGUGGGGCUGGUGGCCGUGGGCCAGUCGCUGCCACCCAGUGCCAUCACAGAGAUCAAGCUGCACAGCAACAUGUUCAUGUUUAGGGCCAGCCUUGACCUGAAGCUCAUAUUCCUGGAUUCCAGGGUGACGGAGCUUACAGGCUAUGAGCCACAAGACCUUAUCGAAAAGACACUGUACCACCACGUUCACGGCUGCGAUACCUUCCACCUCCGCUAUGCGCACCACCUCUUGCUGGUGAAAGGCCAGGUCACCACCAAAUACUACCGGCUGCUGUCCAAGCUGGGCGGCUGGGUGUGGGUGCAGAGCUACGCCACCGUGGUCCACAACAGCCGCUCCUCCCGGCCUCACUGCAUCGUGAGUGUCAAUUAUGUCCUCACGGAUAUCGAAUACAAGGAGCUUCAGCUGUCUCUGGACCAGGCGUCCACUUCUAAGCCUCAGGACUCCUGGAGAACUACCUUGUCUACCUCACAAGAAACUAGGAAAUCAGCUAAACCCAAAAAUACGAAGAUGAAGACAAAGCUGAGAACAAACCCUUACCCCCCACAGCAAUACAGCUCGGUCCAAAUGGACAAACUGGAGUGCAGCCAGGCGGGAAACUGGAGAGCCAGUCCCCCCACAAAUGCUCCGGCUCCCCCAGAACAGCAGCUCCAUUCAGAAGGCAGCGACCUUUUGUACGGGCCGCCCUACAGCCUCCCCUUCUCCUACCAUUACGGACACUUCCCCUUGGACCCGCACGUCUUCAGCAGCAAGAAGCCGGCGCUGCCCGCCAAGUUCGGGCAGCCCCAAGGAUCCCCGUGUGAGGUGGCACGCUUCUUCCUGAGCACGCUGCCAGCCAGCGGCGAAUGCCAAUGGCAUUACGCCAACCCCCUAGUGCCCAGCAGCCCAGCGCCAGCUAAAAACCUUUCUGAGCCUCCUGUAAAUGCUGCCCGGCAUGGACCUGUGCCAAACUAUGAAGGAAUGAGAAAUGACUGGGUUACAGGCCACGUGUCCCGAGAACACCAGAGACAGUACAAAGAGCAAAGGCAAACAGAGUGCCCAGACCACCCAUAUAACUCCUGGCUUUAUUCAUGCUCCCACGGGGAGACAGAAAUGAUUUUCCAAACCAGCUCCCCUGUUUGUCAACACCCCGGCCGGCUACAUCCACGAGAUGCCUUUUCACUGUGCCUCAGAGUUACCGGCAGAAGCCAUGAACACAGAACAAUUAACAUGGACUCUUCCAGCCUCUGUUUUUCUCUCUGUAAAAUGGGAUUGCAGCCUAUGUAGUGAGGCUACUUAGCACACCCCAGGUGCCCGACAAGGCUGACCUUUUAACUUUCUCUGUUAGCAAGUAAGUGGGAAGAGCCAGCCCACGACCUGGGACACUCUGAGAUUUCUGUUUGGGCACUAGACCAUCACCAGCAGAGGAGGAAAGUAUGUCCUGAGGCUAGCUGUGGGAAGGUAUAAACCGGUUCCAUCUACACCUGGUGACUGCUCAGAGCAUUGAGCAAGCUGGUGCAGAUAUGGUCUGCAGGAACUCCUACAGUGAGGGUAAAUGUCACAUAAGAUGCUACGUAUGCCCCAGGAAUAAAAAAAAAUCAGCAUUUAUUAAGUAGUUCCCUGAAAUGUGUGUCCUCUUCACCCUCCUCUCUUUUCCCUCUCCCGUGGCUUUCCUUGUGCCCACACUCUCUGUGGUUUUCCUCUCUGGGCAAACUCUGAGGAUAUGACUCCAUGUUGUGAGUAGUCUACAUUUCAAAUCUGAGCAGGGACAAUCAUGGGCCAGAUGAGGCAGGAGAACAUGGUUUUCAGAAGCAGACAAUUUAGAAGAGACCACAUCAGCCACUCACUUACCCUGCCUUAGCCACAGCCUGCCCAGCAGCCAUGAUCCCUCCUUGGGAUGGUUGGAUCCCCAAUGCUCAUAAGUGCGAGGGUCCCCCACAGUCAAGGAAAGAAAAAGCAAAGGGCCUUGUAAACAUCCAUGUGAGAUAGACUUAUUAUGUCUUUGUAUCUGAGGUUUGGCUAAUGAUAUAACACACAGAAUUUGACUUUUAUUACUAUUUUACUAUUUC